Messenger RNA from Carcharodon carcharias (great white shark), 3101 nucleotides. It is a transcript of the gene dpp7, whose product is annotated as dipeptidyl-peptidase 7. The transcript has 12 exons. Lineage: Eukaryota; Metazoa; Chordata; Chondrichthyes; Lamniformes; Lamnidae. The coding region runs from base 51 to 2909 and encodes 952 amino acids. The record is from RefSeq and is a predicted model, not a curated record. Gene Ontology annotation, cellular component: vesicle. Gene Ontology annotation, biological process: proteolysis. Gene Ontology annotation, molecular function: dipeptidyl-peptidase activity; serine-type exopeptidase activity.
GCUGACGGUUGGUCACGUGGCGGUGGGAUGUCACGCGCGACCGCUUGGACAUGGCGCCUGCGGCCAUGAAGUGGAGCGGGCCGUUCAGUUUGCUCUUGGUGUUAUGGCUCACCGCGCCGUCCAGUCAGCGGGUCGUGCCGCCCGGGGCGGUGACCAGCCCGGCUGGCGAGGAGGCGCUGUCAGCCGCGCAGGCCACCGAAGAGGACAACAGCACGCGGUCGCUGCUCGUCGAGCUGGAUGACGAGGAGAAGGAGGAGAAAAGUGGCCGGACGACGAUGACGACGACGACGACCGGCCUCACCACCAGCUCGGCGCCGCCGCUCAGAAUCGAGAUCGACAUGGAGGAGACGCUGGAGAACGUCACCGGCUCCCCGCAGGGCUCCACAGAGCCGGCCUGGCACCCCUACCUCAUCAAGAUAUCUUCGGGCACGGCGACGCCCGGCACCCCGGAGCCGGCGACCACGCAGCUGCCCACCCUGAUGGAGGAGACCAUCGUGAUGAAGGUGCCCGAGUCCAGCUCCGAGAAUGAGAGCAGCACGGCCACCGCGUCCACCCAGCUGACCAUCGAGGAGCUGUCCCCCAGCACCGCGCCGCCGGCUGCCCAGGCGAGCGAAGCCUCGACCUCGGUGCUGCUGAUGCUGGAGAGCCAGCCCGAGCCGGAGCGGCAGCAUCUUCAGGAGCAGGGCGGUCCCAAGAAGAAAAGGCAGAAGCAGCACACGGAGGAAGGGGAGCCGGAGAAACCCAAGCCCCAGACCCCUUCCCGAAAGCAGAAAUUCGCCCCGCCGGUCAAAAAGUCGAAAUCCAAACCCGUGUUCGGGAAUGACACCAAACCUCACUCCUUGUUGCCUCCUGUCGCCAAAGCCUCCAGUGGCAAUGUGUCGAAUGCCCCGCAAGUGUUCCUUGUGAUCAAGGAAGUUGAUCGCAACUCGACCGCCCUUCAGCAGGAGCGUGAGCUUCCAGUGGCUAUUCAAAUUAUUGACACCAGCACCAAGGGUGCAGGCACCAGUGUCCCAGGCACUAGUGUCAAAAGUACAGACAAUGUUACUAGUGCCUCAGGCAACAGCAUCAAAACAGACACCAUCACCAAAGCCCCAGGCCCCAGCCUCCAGGGUAUAGUCACCAACAGCAAUGCCACAGGUACCAGCAUCAUGGAUACAGGCAACAUCAUGAAAACCACAAGCAUCCAAGAUAUGGUAACCAGCUUCAGUAUGAAGGAUUCGGAUAUUGUCACCAAAGCCCCAGACAUCAGUGCCCAGGAUAUUGUCACUGGCGCAACUACACGACACAUCGGCAUCACAGAAAUCGGCACCAGCACCCCAGGCAUCAUUUUAAUGGAUGCGGACCCUGUCACCAGAGCUCCAGACAUCAGUAUCACAGAUAUAGACACUGUGUCCAGCACCCCAAGCAUUAACACCAACGAAAUGGUCACCAGCACCAAAGACACCAAUACUGAUGUCGAUAAUGAAUCUGAAGUUGAUGAUACAAUCAUUAGCAUCAGUGACAAAGGAAUAAGUUUCACAGACAUUGUGACUAGAGUAACAGUUCCAGAGCCACAUUUCAAGGAGCUCUAUUUUGAUCAGCUUGUAGACCACUUCAGUUUCAACUCCCAUCAAAAGCUCUAUCGUCAAAGAUACCUUCUAACUGAUCAAUUCUGGGCCAAGAGCUUUGGACCAAUAUUCCUGUAUACUGGAAAUGAAGGUGAUAUAUGGGACUUUGCCAAUAGCUCCAGGUUCAUCAUUGAAUUAGCGUCAGAGCAACAGGCCAUGGUCAUCUUUGCUGAGCAUCGAUACUAUGGCAAAUCCCUCCCUUUUGGGAAGAAAUCAUAUGAAAAGUCAAAUAUUGAAUUUUUGACAGUGGAACAAGCCGUGGCGGAUUACGUGGUUCUUAUUACAAAACUGAAAGUUGAUCUUGAUGCUAAAAAUUGUGCAGUAAUUGCAUUUGGUGGCAGUUAUGGAGGAAUGUUAAGUGCCUACAUGAGAAUAAAGUAUCCGAAUGUUGUAGAUGGUGCUCUAGCUUCAAGUGCACCUGUGGUCUCCACAGCUAAUCUUGGAGAUAGUCGGCAGUUCUUUCAUGAUGUAACUAAAGAUUUUGAGCGUAACUCACCUGACUGUGUUUUGACAAUCCGGAAAGGGUUUCAGGAGCUUGAAUCUUUGGCACAGCAACAAGCAUGGAGUAAGAUCACCAGUAAGCUGUCUCUGUGCAAGUCGGUGAAAUCUAAGAAAGAAGUUGAUCAUCUCUAUGGAUGGGCACGAAAUGCAUUUACUUACUUAGCAAUGUUCAACUACCCAUACAAGACCGAAGUAGGAUUACAUUUCCCUGCGAAGCCAGUGGAUGUUGCCUGUCGUUACAUUCUGAAGAAAAGUGAUCAUAUUGAAGGCUUGCUAGAUAUUUUGGGUAUGUUUUAUAAUUCAACCGGGAACAAAAAAUGCUUUGAUAUCUAUACUGAGUAUAUACAUUGUUCCGAUCCGACAGGAUGUGGUUUGGGUGCUGCAAGUCAAGCAUGGGAUUUUCAGGCUUGUACAGAGAUCAAUCUGCUAUAUGAAAGCAACAAUGACACAGAUAUGUUCCCUGCCAUUCCGUUUACUGAAGCAAUGAGGAAGAGUUAUUGUCACAGUAAAUGGGGUGUAUACCCAAGUCCAGAAUGGCUAAAAAUCCAAUACUGGGGAGAUGAUUACAAAGCUGCAAGCAAUAUAAUAUUUUCCAAUGGUGACUUGGAUCCCUGGGCAAAUGGUGGUAUCCUCAAAACUGUGAAUCCUUCAGUGAUUUCUUUCAUUAUAGAGGGAGCUGCACAUCAUCUAGAUCUGAGAGCUUCAAAUGCUGCUGAUCCACCAUCAGUUACUAUAGUUCGUAAAAUGGAAUCAAGCAUCAUCAGAGACUGGGUGAAAAAUCAUCAGCUUCGUUUUGUUUAACACUAAUCAGAUGUAACAUCUGAUAAUGUUGAAUCAAAGAUGUGUACAAGCAAAGGAUGUUUUUUGUUGGCUGUGUUAACGUUUGAAACAAACUAAUGUUGGAGAGACAAAUAAUUUUGUAUUUGCACUGAUACUGAAAAAAUUUUUAUACAGUUGUCAUGUUUUAAAUGAAAUAAACAAUUUACAUAACAA